AUGCUUCGAUUCACUAACGUCGAUCAUAAACCAACACGACUUCCACCUGUCUAUGGAUAUCGCACUCAUCCGCUUCUUCCACUUCGACAAGCUCUUGAUCCUAUUGUCUCUAAAAUAGAUCAAUUAGAUGAAUUUAUUAAAAUUGCAAAGAGUGAAUGCCAUUUUCCUUCAGAACAUGGUCUUACUCGUGAAGAAUCAGCGUCAAUUUAUCUAUAUACUAUGGAUUGGGGUGAACAAAGUCUCUAUCGAAUACUCAAUGGAGUUCUUCGUGAGAAAGAUCGAUCUGUAUUAAUACCAUGGCAUGGUUAUCUCAGAUUAUUUGAUACUGCAUUAAAAAAACUACCUAGUCUUCAAAUCAACUUAUGGCGUGGUAUCAAUGGUGACGUUAGUCAAAAUUACAAAGAAAACGAUGAGCUAACUUGGUGGUGUUUUAGCUCGUGUUCAUCUUCAAUUAAAGUCGUCAAACAGUUUCUUGGAUCCAUAUCAACAUUGUUCAUGAUUGAAGUAAAGAAUGGAAAAGCUAUAUCAAUAUAUAGCAAUUUUCCAGAAGAAAAUGAAGUUAUUAUUCCACUGGGUACUCGACUUCGUGUUGUCAGUGAUGCAUUAGAUCAUACGUCAUUAAAUGUGAUACACUUGCGCGAAUUGGUCGAUGAAAAUGAUCAAGAAUUAACAUCAUCCUUUGCAAAUAUGGGUGUCACUACAUCAAUCAAACCUCAAAUGGAUUACAAAGAAGCAUUGCCAAAUAACGAAUCCUCAACAUUUAAAAUCUGGACUGACAAAAAUGGAAACAAAUAUGAAGGAGCAUGGAAGAACGGAAAAAAACACGGAAAAGGCACGUAUUACUAUGCCAAUGGGGAGAAGUAUACAGGUGAUUGGAUCGACGACAAGAAAGCGGGUCAAGGUGUUUAUACUUGGCCAAAUGGUGAUCGAUACGAGAAGGAGUAUUCACAAAUGUCCUCGACUGAUCUAUUGUAA
Molecule: messenger RNA, 975 nt
Organism: Rotaria sordida
Lineage: Eukaryota; Metazoa; Rotifera; Eurotatoria; Philodinida; Philodinidae
Source: the annotation of a GenBank genome assembly